This is a messenger RNA of Neltuma alba, 949 nucleotides long. RefSeq lists its product as uncharacterized. NCBI's taxonomy places the organism in Eukaryota, Viridiplantae, Streptophyta, Magnoliopsida, Fabales, Fabaceae. The coding region runs from base 127 to 600 and encodes 157 amino acids. The transcript is spliced from 5 exons. The record is from RefSeq and is a predicted model, not a curated record.
GUCGUAUGCUUCACUGUAUUAAUUACUCUGCAUCGAGUCACUCGCUGUUCUUUUCUCUCGCGAGGUGGUGAAUCCAACCGAGCUCCGAUCCAGCUCGCCAUCUCUGCUCCGAAGCGAGAGAAGGAAAUGGGGUUCGCUUCCUUUAUGGGUCGUGUUCUGUUUGCCUCUGUCUUCAUCCUCUCCGCCUGGCAGAUGUUUAAUGAAUUUGAUGCCAGCGGUGGACCUUUUGCAAAGGAAUUGAUUCCUAAGCUCACUGUUAUGAGAAAAAAUGUGUCCUCCAAGUUGGGGAUUGAGAUACCAAAUAUUGAUGUUCAGCAUUUUGUGGCUACUAUAAUAGUACUGAAGGGCCUUGGAGGGAUCCUUUUUGUGUUUGGCAGCGCAUUUGGAGCUUUCCUACUGCUUCUGCAUCAGGCACUUACCGUUCCACUUCUAUAUGAUUUCUACAAUUAUAAGCCCAACAGGCGGGAAUAUAGUCUGCUGCUGAAUGAUUUCGUCCUGAACACAGCACUUUUUGGUGCAUUGCUGUUCUUUAUAGGGAUGAAGAACUCAAUUCUCAGGAGGCAACUGAAGAAGAAGGCUCCAAAAACAAAGACAACUUAGAGCAGAGAUGCAUUAAUGUAUUCUCAAAGGACACUUUUUUGACAGCCUGCUGUGUUGCAGCAUCAGAUUUGUCUAAGCUAGCCUUAUAUCUUUUUGCCUCUUUUUCCCCUUACUUUAGCCUCUUCUAGUUUGUAUUAGAUGGAUACUCUGAUUUGUUUGAGCGACACUUUGUAGCAGAGGGCGUAUAAUUUGUUCCUGGAUAUGGUUUAGCUCCCGCAUAUCAUUUUAUUCUAAUUCUAUCAGUAAGUUGAGAUGAGAUUUGGUAUUAAGUAAGGCUUAUGUGGCCUGUUUGGGAUCAAGUUUGGAAUUAUUUAUUAGCAUGUUUCACUUAAAUCGAGACAAAAUUCUU